GGGGGAAGGUUAACGGAGUGGCGCUGCGAGGAUCGCACAUGGCGGUGGUAAAGAGAAUGUGUGUUUCAGCUUGACUUCUCAACAUGGAGAACAAACAAGUCUCAAAACGCUUAUACGUUGGAGGGCUUAGCCAUACAGUUUCUAAGGCUGAACUGGAAGAAAGAUUUGGCAAGUUUGGGCGUGUUUCGGAUGCAGAGAUUAUUACCAGAAAAGAUGAUCAGGGGAACCCAGUGAAAACUUUUGCUUACAUCAGUGUCAGCAUUUCCGAUACAGAUCUUAAAAAGUGUAUGUCAGUUUUAAAUAAAUCGAAAUGGAAAGGGGGGACACUGCAAAUUGAGUUGGCCAAAGAAAGCUUUUUGCACAGGCUCGCUGUAGAGAGAGAGGAAGCAAAGCUGCAGAAGGAAAAGCCACAGAGAAAUGACGAAACGUGUCUGUUGGAAUCACUGAAAAAGGCUGGAAUUGUAGACUUUCAUAUGAAAGCAGUACCAGGUACAGAGGUGCCAGACCAUAAGAAAUGGGUUGUUGGUAAAUUCGGCAGAGUCUUGCCUAUCCUGCACCUUAGGAGUCAACAAAAAAAUAAAAUUGUGAAAUACGACCCAUCAAAAUAUUGCCAUAACCUUAGAAAGCUGGAACUAGACUUGACACAUGCGGUUCCUAUAUCUGAGCUUACUUGGCACUUGGAAGGGACAGAAGACAGCAUAAACAAGAAGCGGCAAGGAGAGUUCCCUGUAACUAAAAAAACACCUAAAAAACUGAGGCCACUGGGCAGUAAGGCUCUGAAUGGAGCAGUAGCGCUCUCUUCUGGGUCCCAGUCACAUUCAAAAAAGACAAGCUCCUCACCUCAACUAGAUCAAGGAUCAAAAUCCAAAGCCAGUGAGAAGUCUAAAUUGCCUCCAUCAAGCGGUCUUAAUAGUACAGUAUCAGGGAGAGGUUUAUUAUCAGAUAAAAUGAAUGUUUCUGGAGUUACAGCUCAAAAUAAUAUGAGUAUUUCUGAUAGUGAUAUUGAUUCUGAAGAGGAAAUCAGAGCAAUGGUAGAGAGAGAGAGUGAAAUACAGAAAGCCGAAAACGUUGAGAUUGAAAGUGACGACUUAGAAAUUGUUGGGGAUAAUUUUGAAUUAAAAUACAAUAGUCACUGGUCCUUAAGCAGUCCAGGUGCCAUGAAGAAAGCUAUCAAAGGAAGUUAUAGAGAGAAAGAGACUAUGGAAUGCAAUAAUGUUUAUGAUUCAGCAGAUAGAGAUGAAAUUAUUGCUGAAAGUAAAAUUCCAGAUCUAAGCAGCAGGAAAACUGCAAUUUUAGAAGAUUCUAAACAGGUGAAGGUGGAAAAUAAAGAAAUAUUAAAUAACAAAAAAUGUGAUUUGGUAAAUGACUCCUCACUGAAAACUCACAAGUUAAAAGAAAAAUACACUGAAAGAAAAGAGAAAAUGAAAAAAUUCAAAAUUGCUGCCUUGCAGAGUAGAGCAGCUAGCAGCACAACAGAGACAAGUGAUAGUGAAAGCUCUUGUUCAGAUCCUGAGAAAGGGGAGUCUGAAAUCAGUUCUGAUUAUGAAUCCAUGAUGCAAAACUGUUACCGCUUAGACCUUACUUUAGAUGACUUAAAAGCAUUAGCUACUGAAAACUCUGGGACAACAGAAGAAGAAUCAGACAGUACACAGAGUUCUAAUCAGUGCAGUGUUGAAGAAAAUCCUAAGGGUAAUGUAAAUAAAACAACACUUUCUAAAUUUCACCCUGCAGUUAAAAAAAAAUGUAUCUGUCCUGAAGAUGUACUUGCUGCAAUUUUAGCAGGGGAGGAGAAUGAAGAAAUCUCCAAGGGACAAAAUAAUUUACAUUUGAAAUACCAGCCCUUCAGAGGAAUGGGGUCCCUUUGUGAAAAAGAAUUAACCAAGGACAGCACUAGUUUAAAGAAGAGGUCUGUAGAAAGUUUAGGUGUUGAAGCUUGUAUUUCUUGCUGUGGGGAGGAGUCAUCUAAAAGACAGUCUAAGAACCAUCCGUUGCAUUCACUUGAAGUCAGCAGCAAAGACAGACAAAAUACGCAUUGUGAACAGCAUGAGGAAUUGUCAGAUGCUGCCUCCUUAGAAGAUGAGAGAGAUCAGCCUGUUUCCAGGUCACAUUUACAAGGAAAGAACAAAGAUGUGAGUUCUUUGCAAAAAGACCGAAAUUCAGAGCAUGGAGAUGCUGCCCCUUGUAGUGAUCAAAGUGAAGCUGAGGGCAGCGACAUGGAGAGUAAUGCUGCAGUGUCACAGAAAAGAGUUAAACGACAAUUGAAAAGCCCAAAACUGCUUUCAAAAAAAUUGAAGAGGGAUGUAAGGAAUAAAAAUCCAGAAAGUGAAGGUAAUAAAUGUCAGAAUGGGAGGACAAGCCUUCUGGAAAACAAGGAGCUUCGUCUUCAUGCUGCUGCCUCAAAGGAACCUAACACAGAAAAGAAAGAGUUGCUGGAUAACCAGAGGAGACUGGCAGCUCUAGAAGAGAGACAGAGAGAGAGAGAAUUACAGAAGAAACUCAUUCAAGGCGCUCUUUCAAAUCUGGAUAGCCAGCCAGCAGGCAAGCAUAAACACAUCAUAUUCGAUUCAGAUGUGGAAAGUGAAGCUGAAGUAGAUGAGGUGUUGAAGAAAGAUACAAGUUUGGGAAAUACGCAUGAAAAAGAUGAAUCUGCUUCUAAAACUUUGAGCAGACUGUUUGAAAGCAGUGAGGAUGAGCAAGGUGACACAGACGAUGAGAGAUUCAAAAUUAAGCCUCAGUUUGAAGGCAAAGCUGGUGAAAGACUCUUGAAAUUGCAAUCACGAUUUGGCACAGAUGAAAGAUUUCGCAUGGAUGCUCGAUUCCUUGAAAGUGACGGUGAAGAAGAAGAGACAAACAUCUUGAAGGCAGAUGAGGAAGAAGAGCUUGCUGCGGAGAAAAAGAAAAACCUGCAAAUACUGGGAAGCCUCUUGAAUAUCAACCUUGAACACCCUAAGACAACUAAAACGGCCACAAACGCUAAGAAAUUCAAAGAUAUUAAUGCCCUCCGCUAUGAUCCCACAAGACAGGACCAUGCAGUUUUUGAAAGGAAAACAAGUGCUACAGAAAAAGAGAGUAAAGCUCAAAGGAAGAAGAAGAGGGAAGAGCGUGAGAAAGUGCCUGAAGUGUCUCAAGAAAUGUAUUAUGAGAUUGCUGUUGAUUUAAAAGAGUUGUUUGGGUCUUCAAAGAGCAAAGCACAAAAAAAUGAAGAAAUACCCUGGGACAAAGAUGAGGCGGAGGACUCUACCCGACCUGACCAUUUGGGACCAAACGCUGGGAGUAAUGGAGCUCAGGAGUCCAGUGGUUUCAGGUUUUCCUUCUUUGGAGACACGGAGGAGUCGGGCAGAAAAGAAGAGCCCUAUGUACUUGAAGUAAUAAAACCUGUAAAAGCCACAUGGCAAGAAGAUCCACGUUUCCAAGACAGCAGUUCUGAGGGCGAAGAUGAACCAGAGGCACCAGAAAGUGAAAGGGACAAAGAAAUGUUUUUCUCUUUACCACAGACAGAAAGUGCUAGGUUUUUCUUCUUCUCCAAAGGCGACGAACGACUAAGAGAGGGCCCUAAGUUAUUUUGUAGAUCAGUAGAGCUCAGUGAAGAAAAAGAUGGCUGGGAGGACAGACGUAGAUUAUUGCUUGAGGAAUGCCGGAAGAAGCAUAAGGAUGCAAGAAGGAAAGUGAAAGCAAAACAAUAAAUCUUUCUUACCUUACUGGUCAGCAACGUUCCAUGUUUCUUCUUUGAAGAAGCUGCAGAAAAACAUCCUUUGAAAAUUCUAGGAAGUAAUAUUGGAAAAGACUGUUAAACUUUUUUUAAAUAAGUACAUGUUUAUUGUGACAAUUCAGUGUUUGUACCAAGGCUUGGUAUUUUUUUGUCUACAUGGUUUAAAUGUGACUUGCUACUUUGCAAGAUUUUUGAGAAUUUGAUCAUGUUACAAAGAUAACACAGGGUUAUUUUGCUGAGUUCUCAGGUCCUAGUGCUGAAGGAGGGUGAGAAAGAGCAGUCUCUGUGAAAGAGUAGCUCCAUGUCUCUAAGACUAUGUAGCAUGUAUCCUGCCAAACAUAAGAGAGAUCCUGUUUGAGAUGCCUUUACAAAUAUUUGGAAUGCGUUGUUUCCAGAGUAAAACUUUAUCAGAUUAAUUAACGUGCUCUCGGCGCUCAUCAGGGCGAUGAGCACUGACCGCUCUCAGCCGGCUUUAGGCCAGCCGGGCACCGCAACCACUGACUGGGCUGCGGGGCUUCCAGCUCUCGGCCCUGCCCGCACUCGCAGCCCAGGCAGCGUCAGCCAGCGCCUCUGCCCCAAAAACCUGUGGAACAGGGACUUUCCCCCCAGGACAAGCCCCAGGGAUGCUGCAUCACUGCGUGCAGAGCACCAGGGCUGGGGGGCUGACAGCAGUGAGUCUGACAGGGACCACAAAAUAAAAAUUGGCGAUUUUUUUUUGCUUAAAAGUCCUAGACUGAAGGCUCCAUGGAACAAUGCAGACUGAGCCACAGAAAAACAUGCCAUACAGAGUCAAACAAUAA
Chroicocephalus ridibundus (black-headed gull) is the source of this 4509-nucleotide messenger RNA. It is a transcript of the gene NOL8, whose product is annotated as nucleolar protein 8. The record is from RefSeq and is a predicted model, not a curated record. NCBI's taxonomy places the organism in Eukaryota, Metazoa, Chordata, Aves, Charadriiformes, Laridae. Gene Ontology annotation, biological process: protein localization to nucleolus. The transcript has 17 exons. Gene Ontology annotation, molecular function: RNA binding. Bases 84 to 3683 code for a protein of 1199 amino acids. Gene Ontology annotation, cellular component: nucleolus.